UGACCACAGUCGCCCGGGGAGAGGCGAGUUGAACAUAGGCUUACGCUUCCGUGACGUAGAUCGCUUGUAUUGAAUUGAAAAAAUAUAUUUCUAAACUGCGGAAUCGCUUGCUGCUAACCACCAGCCAGCCAGCAAAUUAAUGAAAAAUAGCGAACAAUGAACGUCUUGGUCACGUGCUUGUUUUUCGCCGGUCUGUCCUACCUGUAUAGCACCGACCUAAUAUCUGUGCUCCGUGUUUAUGUUGCAGAGUGGGUCCUCGGCGCCUCUAUGCCCGAACCAGGAGCUCCGCGGCGGACUCCGCAAGGUGUCCCCUACGCCGACUUGCAUCACAUCGUCAACGCCGACGGACAGCACUUGUUCUGCCGCUACUGGGAGCCAGAGGGCCCCCCAAGGGCUCUAGUGUUCGUGGCCCAUGGGGCAGGGGAGCAUUGUGGGCCUUAUGAUGAGAUCGGCCAGACCCUGAAGGAACAGUCUCUGCUUGUCUUUGCACACGACCAUGUUGGCCAUGGCCAGAGUGAAGGAGACCGGAUGAAUAUUAAGGACUUCCAGGUGUUUGUCAGAGACUCCCUCCAGCACAUUGACCUGAUGAAGGGACGACACCCUGACCUGCCAAUCUUCAUCAUUGGACAUUCUAUGGGUGGAGCCAUUUCCAUUCUGACUGCGUGUGAACGACCUAAUGACUUUGCCGGUGUGGCUCUGAUUGCUCCUAUGGUCAAGAUGAACCCAGAAUCUGCCACACCCUUCAAGGUGUUCCUGGCUAAAGUCCUAAAUCACAUGGUGCCUAGUCUCUCUCUGGGCUCUAUUGAGUCUAAAUGGGUUUCACGGGACCAAAAACAGGUUGAGGCGUAUGACAAUGACGAGUUGAACUAUCACGGUGGGCUGCGUGUGUCAUUUGGCAUGCAGCUGAUGGGCGCGGUGGCGCGGAUCGAGAGAGAGGUCCCUGCCAUCACCUGGCCCUUCCUGCUUCUCCAUGGUGACGACGACAAGCUGUGUGACAUUAGAGGGUCCCAGAUGAUGUUUGACAUGGCCCAGAGCACGGACAAGAAGAUUAAGGUGUACGACGGAGCAUACCACGCCCUGCACCAUGAACUCCCAGAGACGGCGGCAGCGGUGCUGAAGGAAGUCACUGGCUGGAUCUCUGAGCGUCUCGCUGGGUCUCCUUCUCAGGGCUCCUAGUCCCCUCCUCCUCUUCACCACCCAACCCACUGUAUGACCUAAAUACAUUUAUACUGACAGCAUAUACUCUACUGAUAGCCGACCAGGAGCGAUCAUUUUCAGUACAAAUGUAGUUAACUGCACCUUACCCCAACCCCAGCCCUGUGCACGUCAGUCAGACUUAAAACCUCUUGGUCCUCUGGGGAGAAGUGGGGGGUGACAGGUCAGGAGGCCCACAGGAGGUUUCCUUAAGGUCAACUUGUCAGUGACCUUUGACCCCCGUGGCCAAUGUAGGUCCUGAUUUUCUAGGCUCUUCAUUAGGGACAACAGUUGUGCCCCAGCUGCCAGGCAGCAUUACAUAGUACAUAUAUCAGCCAUGUCUCCCUGUACUGAGUUCAAAGAGAACAAUGCUGAGAGCUAGGCCAGGCGCAAUUCACAGAGGGAUUUUUUUCCUCCUUUGUAAUCACAGUGUUCAAUAGGCCAAUAGAAACAUAUUGAAUUUGCCCAGGCUGAGGUGUUCCCUUUUGUGUGUUGCCAUGGAGACAACUGGCCUUUGUUAUCCCCACUGUAUCUCAGAUCCUUUGUUCAUAGAGUCAAACAUUUUGGACUUGUUUGAACACCCAGCUCCCCAGAUUGCUGCCACUAGUGGUCAUCUAUCAGAACUGCAGGGUAUAGGUGGCUGCAACCCAAGAUGGAGAAGUUGCCCGUUACUAUGGCAACACCUCAGGAAAAACCCUAUGGAAAAAAAGGCUGAAUCCAUUAGAGCACCACAGUAAGGUGAGGCAUGCUGUGAAUCAUUAUACAGUACAUGCUGUGUACAGACAAAGGCGUCACUUCGCUGCAGUUCUUAUAUUGAAAAAGAUGACGGCCUCAAUUCAUCACCUACAACCUCACCAUUUAUCUGUGUUUCUCCAUAAUUUGCAUUGCUAACGACUAAUACAGAUUUUAAUGUAUAAUGUGAAAUAUCCAUGUUACCGAUAUUCCUCUUUUAAAAGGUGGAAGUUGUUUUGUAAGGGGAAGACUGGUAAAUCUAAUUGUCUGAUGCGUUGAGCAUUUAAUAAAGUGAAAUUCAAUUUACUAGACAUUUGUCAAUAGACCAUUGUUAGUAACUCAACCAAGGGGCCAGGGUUUCUGUCUAGAAGCACGGUUUUGACUACUCCGGCAGUCUUGCUUUGGUACUGCAGUUUAACUGAUACCCGGCCUAGAAAUACAAUUUCCUUAGUUGGCCAUAUAGAAUACCACAGUCAUAAUAGCCAUAAAACCUAGCGGUCAAGCAAGGAACUGGUUCCAAUCGUUUUUCCACCAUAAAUGUUCCCCCCUGGCAUGACGUUUUAAUAACCGUGUAAAUCUCUCUCGGACAAGGUGACUUUUAUCUAUAUAUAUUCUCCUGUAUUUACCCCCCCAAAAUCAAAUGCUAAUUAGCUGCUAAUGUGGCUAUCAUUAACUACUACAAAUUGCCAUGAUGAUCUGGACGAGACAGCUGAAUCGAGGCAAAGGUAAGAAUCUGUAUUAACUAUCUAAGGUGUCAGCUAGAGAUGACGUGCAGGAGCUUGCAGGGAUUUGUAGUUUUGCCGAAUAUAUUGAUAAGUCACCUUGCCCAAGUGAGAUUUAGACGGUUAUUAAAACGCCACACCAGGGUAAGCCUACACAAACACAGCCCUUAUUUAAAGUGUUUCUAAAAUCACCUAUGGGAAAUAUGAAUGAUGGCGAAAUUAUUGGAACCAUUUUCCUGUUUGACCACUAGGUUUUAUGGGUAUUAUGACACCUCUACUGUGGGGCUCUAUAGAUAAAUCAGAUUAGACAAUUCCUAAUAAAAGACACUUUAGUCAUCUUUAUGCACAAAACAUCCAUUUAAUUAUUCAAAUUGUUGCUGAGGCCGUUUUUUUUCCUUCAUCACUCACAGCCGAAGAAAUUCAGAUGUUAUAUUCAUCCAAUGUCUGCUAUGUGCAUGUGAAGUUGUGCUGUGUAAACCGGAUGUAGCCAUUCCAUGAAUCGGUGAAUGUGAGUAGAUUACAUUGAACACAACAGUCGGACAUCUUGGACAAAGUAAAUCAGCAUUGUGUGUGUGUGAACUGAAUGACCAGUUUUUAAAUAACACACAUUUAAGAACAAUAUGGUGGCAUAUAUUUGAAAAGGGCAGAAUUUGUCUAAUUGUAAAUGUGUUACUCCUGAAACCAGACAUGUUCUUAUCAAUAAAUAUUGAUAAACUGUCAGAUUGCUCAUAACAAAUGUAAUAAUAUGUGAAGGUCAUAAGUAUUAUUCUGUUUGCAUCUAUAUAACUACUUUUAUUGAUCUUGUCUACUCUAUUGAUAUGCAUUCUUAAUUUUUAAAGUAAUGUGAUGUGGAACAUAAGGGUUUUAUACUAUAGUCAACUUACUUUUUAUUGAGCGUUCAGAACUAAUACCUGAUUUUGAGAAGUAAGAAUCUGAAUGGCCCUUUUUAUGAAGUGUAAUUUAUUUUACUAUGUGAUUUGUGUUGCUUUGUGCUUUAUUCCCAUAACCUGUGUGAAAACAACUUGGGCUCCUUGGUCACUUAAAGACUGACUGAAAAUUGCUGAAGGGCUUCAACUACAUUCUCAUGUGACCCACUAGAACAGUGUUUCCCAACACCGGUCCUUUAGUACCCCCAACAGUAGGGAAGAGUGGGGUAAGUUGAGACAUUUUUUUCCUCAGUCAAGGGAAAUAUACUGUAGCAUUCAUUCAAACAAAGAUAUCUACAUAUUUUUCAGGAUGUUAUGUGUCCCUGGAAAUAAUCGGAAUUCAUGUAAACAUUAGUUUUGAAAACCUAGCUUACCUCAGGUAUGGGUUAAGUUGACCCGCAGGACAGAGUAAGUUAAGCCACCUACACAUUUCUGUACUGAAUUAAUUAUUACCCCUACCUUUUUAAAACAUGUUUUUAUUUCCCAAACACAAUCACAUUUGUCUAUUAAUCAUAUUUUAACACAGUCUUAACACAUGACAAACACUUUGCACUUUUCAAAAACACUUUGAGGACACGCCUGGGAAGAAAACGCUUCAAUUUGCUCAACUUGCCAUUGGUUCAACUUAACCCAUAGCCAUUGGCUAAACAUACCAAGGCAAACAUUGACUAUAUUAGCCUACACAGAUACAAGGAUGCACUUUCAUGCAAAGGUUGACCCCAACUGACGUAUAGAACAAUCAAUAAAUUAAUUUGACUUGGUGAAAAUCUGUUUUCUGGACCAAACUUGCUUACUACUGUUUCCAUGUGGUUUCUUUCUUCCCAGACUACAUGCAAUUAGGAUCUCUUUCUAAAUAUUUAGUCCAUUCUGUGUAUGGUUUCCUAGAAACAAGGGCGGCUCAAUUUACCCAACUCUCCCCAUAUCAUUUUGUUGUGGGCCUGGACAAGCACACCUGAUUCUACUUGUCAACUAAUCAUCAAGCCCUCGUUGAGCUGAAUGAGGUGUGUUUGUUCAGGGCUACAACUAAAAUGUGUGCUGUUGGGGUACUGGAGGAGCAGAGUUGGGAAACACUGCACUAGAAUCAGCCAUGCCAAACAGCAGUCAGUCUCUAGAGACAGGGGCUUGUGCCAAUCCAACAGUUAUUGCUGAAUCACCUCAUACAGUAGGACAGGUAUCAUCAACUAGAUUCAGCCACUGGCUGUUUUUUUUUUUUUUUUUUUUCCCCUUCUUGAGCGGAUGGUCAGGGGGCUGGAAAAGAAUUGCAAAUAAUUUGUAGAUUUUCUGCUCAGAAAACUAGAGGGGGGGGGGGUCAAAUAAAAUCAGACUGGAGACAAAUUUGGCCAGUAGGGGCUCCAUUCAAUCUGUAUCAUGUGGAAGGACCACUUGAGGGCAGGAUGGGCUCAUGGAUAGUAGCCCAACAAAGCAUGGGAGACAAGGUAACCAGAGUCAAUUAAGCACAGCUGACGGUUCUAAUGAGAUACUCUCCUUCCCCUAUAAAAGAGAGAAUGGAACCAGCAGAGAAGGGGAAAACUAUCUCAGAGAGAGAGAGAGAGAGAGAGAGAGAGAGAGAGAGAGAGAGAGAGAGAGAGAGAGAGAGAGAGAGAGAGAGAGAGAGAGAGAGAGAGAGAGAGAGAGAGAGAGAGAGAGAGAGAGAGAGAGAGAGAGAGAGAGAGAGAGAGAGAGAGAGAGAGAGAGAGAGAGAGAGAGAGAGAGAGAGAGAGAGAGAGAGAGAGAGAGAGAGAGAGAGAGAGAGAGAGAGAGAGAGAGAGAGAAGCUGUGCUGAAAGAACCCCUAAGAUGGUGACAAACCCGUGAUUUAUGUUUGUUGUAGUUUAAAGAUAAUCCUAUUGUGUUCUUGUUUCAUCUGGAGAAGAUGUGUGUUUUUCCUUGGAAGAUUUUUCAUUGAUUAUGUUAGAAUGUUUUUGUUGACAAAAUACCCUCAAUAGAGAACCGUGUUCAAUCAGAAAAACCUACUCCUGACUCGUUUAUUCCACCUUCCUGCUUUAGAGUGACGCCUAAUUACUUGGUACGCUCACAAUCAUUAAAAUUUAAAGACAAAGUUCCCAUGUUAGCUGACAUGGCAUUCACGGUAAAAGCUGCAGAUGUCGGAACAAUUAGAAACGUUUACAUUUUUAUUGUGCAACUGUAACGCUUCAGCACUACAGACUGAAUAGAGCCCGAGGUGUUCUCUGGGUCUAAUAGAUACAUACUUUCAAAUAGUUGAGCUGCACUUGAUUUGGCAUGCCCAGUACAAUGGAACCAAUGAAAAGUGCAAAGCACAUCAAAUACAGUAUUUGACCUAGGUCUGGUGCUAUGAUGGUUUUGGUUACGUACAAAAUGUUGAUGAGAGCCUGAUGGAAGAUGUUGGAACAAUGUUUAAUGAUCUGUCCUUUGUAUUCCUCAAACUGAACAUUUUUGUAACACGAACUGCUGUAACAUAUGAUGUUUUGAAAUGACUUGUGACCACUGAGAAACAAGAAACUUACUAAUUAAGCUAAAACCUAUUCAAACAAUGUUACCAAUAAACCUUGACUGUUGAACUAA
Messenger RNA from Oncorhynchus keta (chum salmon), 6117 nucleotides. Its product is annotated as monoglyceride lipase-like. The record is from RefSeq and is a predicted model, not a curated record. NCBI's taxonomy places the organism in Eukaryota, Metazoa, Chordata, Actinopteri, Salmoniformes, Salmonidae. The transcript has 7 exons. Gene Ontology annotation, cellular component: membrane. Bases 157 to 1176 code for a protein of 339 amino acids. Gene Ontology annotation, molecular function: lipase activity.